GAGUCUCUACGUGGGGAGGGAGAAGAAAGGGGAGAAGAGGAAUACGAGGAAAGGCAGAUACAACAGAAACGGGGGGAGGACGGUGGAUGAUUUACGCUUCGGAAGUUGCAAUACAGCCGGGUUAAAGAGUUGUGGCGAAGAGGAAUACAACAAGAUGAUAACGCCUUACUUCAUAGAAAAUUUCUGGGGGGAAAAAAACAAUGGCUUUGACGUGCUGUACCAUAAUAUGAAACAUGGCCAAAUUUCCUCCAAGGAGCUGACGGACUUUAUCAGAGAAAGGAGUACCAUUGAGGAAACCUAUGCCAGGUCGAUGACCAAACUCGCCAAGUCAGCUGGCAACUUUUCUCAGCUUGGCACCUUUGCUCCAAUGUGGGAUGUGUUUAAGAUCUCCACAGAGAAACUGGCCAGCUGUCACAUGGAGCUCGUCAGGAAACUACAGGAACUCAUAAAAGAGGUGCAGAAGUAUGUGGAAGAACAGGCCAAAGCACACAAAAAGACUAAAGAAGAGGUAGCCUCCACCCUAGAGGCGGUCCAAAACAUCCAGACCACAUCUCAGGCUCUACAGAAGUCCAAGGAGAUCUACAAUGCCAAAACAGUGGAGCAGGAGCGGCUUCGCAAAGAGGGCGCCACUCAGAGAGACGUGGACAAGGCUGGAGUGAAAGCCAAAAAAGCCACAGAGACCUACAAAGCAUACGUGGAGAAGUACGCCAGCGCCAAGUCAGAGUUUGAACAGAAGAUGGCUGAAACUGCACAGAAAUUUCAAGACAUUGAAGAAAAUCACGUUCACCACAUGAAAGUCAUCAUCCAGUCGUACUCACAGUCAGUGGAGGAGACGCACGUUCAAAUAGGAGAGCUUCACAAGGAAUUUGUUAAAAACAUUGAAAACACAUCUGUGGAGAGUCUAAUACAGAAGCUGUCUGAGAGCAAGGGAACGGGGAAGGAGAGACCAGGUCCCAUUGAGUUUGAGGAGUGCAACACAGCCAUUGCUACUGAAGGUGCCAAACCGAGAAGGCGAAAACCAUUCAACAUCCCCGGACGCAGGAAAGACAAGGAUGUAGACUCGACGGAGUCAACAGAAGUUGAAGUCGCUAACGCUGCCAAUGGCGCCCCCCCUGGGUAUUAUGGGGCCAUAGACAUCCAGAACGCUAACGUUCCCCAAAUUGAUGCAGAGGGUUUCUGUAUCAGGCCAGAGGUCAAUGAAAAUGAUGCCAAAGAGAACUCCUUCUACUCGUCCAGCGACUCGGAGGAUGAGGAUGAACCCAGGAAGUUCCAUGUGGAAAUCAAACCUGUUCAGCCUAACAAUGGCACGCACCAGAUCAGCGCCACCAUUGAUGAGCUGAAGGCCUCCAUUGGAAACAUUAUCCUGUCACCCUCCACCUCGGGACAGAUGCGGAGGAAUCAGUCCAGGAUCACAGGAGUUCCUACAUUAAGCUCUAAGCCUAAGGGUCCGGGUGAUGAGCUGGCAAAACCCAGAGUGCCAACAUCGUACGAGCUGACAAACAAUGACCUUUUGUCUCUGGACCCGUUGGGCCCAACUCUGUCAGCAGGAUCUGCCUCCUCCCUGUCCACAACAGCAGCCCCUUCAGCUGAAACCGUGCCCGAUCCGGAGCGUUCUCCUCCAGCUGAAGAGAGCCACCGAUCCAAAGACGUCUCCACUGUCUCUUCAUCCACAUCUUCGCCGUGGGAUUCACCAGAGAACGCUUUCCAAGCGGUCAAACCCAUGCCCGCUCGGGCCCAGAGCGCCCCCAUCACCCUGCCUGCCGAGCCGGUCGACCCCAUCAGAAUCCAGCUUGACGGCAGUCCUCCGAAGAGCGGCGAUGCCUUCUCCCAGGCGUCCUGGUCCCAGAGCCAGUGGAUCGCCUUCGGUGACGCAUUCGUUCCACCUCGGCAUCAAGGCGGCGUCAAGGAAACCCAGAGGCCUCAGGCCGGUUCUGGAAGGCAGAGCCGUUUGUUCUCUGACGAUUCUGCUGAUUCUAACAGUAAAACGCAAGGCAGCAAAGACGACGGAAGCUCUGGUUUUACCGAUGCCUUUUCUGGACCGGCCGAUAGAGCGAUGGGUGCAGCUCCGUCGGGCAAAGUAUUGAAUGUGCCAGUUCCGAACCGACCCACAACGCCGCUGACAGCUGGAGCCCUGAUGCCCCCACCGCGACCCUCCUCCAGACCAAAACUGCCCACUGGAAAACUCACAGGAAUCAAUGAGAUUGGGCGACCGUUCAGUCCACCCAAAACAUCCAACGCCAGUCCUCCUCCUGCCGCACCUCUCGCCCGGGCUGAGAGUUCCUCCUCUCUGUCCUCAAAUGCCUCACUCAGUGCUGCCAACACCCCCACCGUUGAGGACGAUGCAUUCAUAGCCAAGCUGCCCACGUUUGAGAAGCGCUGUGAAACCCCAGCAGGGACGUCUCGCGGCCCUAGCCCUGUGACACUGGCUUCCCAAGAUGCUUUGCCCAUUGCCGUGGCCUUCACAGAGUCGGUUAAUGCCUACUUCAAAGGAGCUGAUCCCUCUAAGUGCAUCGUGAAGAUCACAGGAGACAUGACUCUGUCGUUCCCCAUGGGCAUCAUCAAGGUGUUCACCUCCAACCCCUCCCCCGCCGUCCUCAGCUUCAGACUGAAGAACACGGGCCGACUGGAGCAGAUCCUCCCCAACCAGCAGCUGGUUUACAGUGAUCCUUCCCAAAGCGACUCGAAUUCCAAGGACUUCUGGUUCAACAUGCAGGCGCUGACGUCCUACCUCAGAAAGGCAGCAGAUCAGAAUCCUUCAGCUUCCUACUACAACGUGGACAUUCUCAAAUAUCAGGUGCUGUCAGACGGCAUCCACUCCACUCCUCUAAACCUGGCCGUGUACUGGAAGUGCGCGGCGACCACGACAGACCUGAGGGUGGACUAUCGCUACAACCCCGAUUCCAUGGUCUUUCCUGGUCCUCUCACCAACAUCCAGAUCUUGGUGCCGGUGGAUGGAGGAGUCACGUCCAUGCAGUCUCUGCCCAGCUCCGUGUGGAAUUCUGAGCAGAACAAAUGUCUGUGGAAACUUGGGGACAUUUCAGAAAAAUCUGACAACGAAGGUGCCGGGUCUCUGAGAGCCAAGUUUGAACUGGCCAGUGGUCCAUCGAACCCCUCCACUCUGGCCGUGCAGUUCAUGAACGAAGGCACCACGCUGUCUGGAGUAGACAUGGAGCUCCAGGGCAGCGGGUACAGACUGUCCCUCAGCAAGAAGAGAUUUGCCACAGGGCGCUACAUGGCAGAUUUCUGAGUUGUUCUGCUCCUUAGACACACAUCAGGACAAACGUCCUCUCUUGACACACAACUCUGCAGCUUUUCUGACACGUCCUGAACCUCUUGAUCCUCAUGAGCACAGCUGUGCGUUUGCUCAGGAGCCAAGAAUCUCACUACAAUAAAACAGCACUGAGUAUUGAACACUGUCUAAUGAGGAAAAAAAAAAAAAGGAAAAAAAAAAAAAAAAAAAAA
This is a messenger RNA of Cynoglossus semilaevis (tongue sole), 3462 nucleotides long. It is a transcript of the gene fcho2, whose product is annotated as FCH and mu domain containing endocytic adaptor 2. Gene Ontology annotation, biological process: synaptic vesicle endocytosis; clathrin coat assembly; clathrin-dependent endocytosis. The coding region runs from base 155 to 3247 and encodes 1030 amino acids. NCBI's taxonomy places the organism in Eukaryota, Metazoa, Chordata, Actinopteri, Pleuronectiformes, Cynoglossidae. The transcript has 29 exons. The record is from RefSeq and is a predicted model, not a curated record. Gene Ontology annotation, cellular component: clathrin-coated pit; clathrin-coated vesicle; cytoplasm.